AAAAAAUAGGAGAGACCCAAGAUGGCUGCGCCCAGAGCGGUCGCUCUUGCUGCUCUUGCCUCGUGAAGGAAGACCGGGGCCUCGUGUCAUGUCGAAGCUGAACCGGGCCAGCCGGGCCCUUCGGAGGCCGAACGUGGGUGGCGUGAUCCGCACCAUCGUGCGGGCCGGCCAGGCCAGGCCCGGGCCCCCUCUCGGCCCCAUCUUGGGUCAGCGAGGCGUUUCCAUCAACCAGUUCUGCACAGAGUUCAACGAGAAGACCAAGGACAUCAAAGAAGGCAUUCCUCUACCGACCAAGAUUUUUGUGAAGCCUGAUCGUACAUUUGAAAUCAAGAUCGGACAGCCCACUGUUUCCUACUUCCUGAAAGCGGCUGCUGGGAUUGAGAAGGGGGCCCGGAACACAGGGCGAGAGGUAGCUGGCCUGCUGAGCUUAAAGCACAUAUACGAAAUCGCUCGAGUCAAAGCCCAGGACGACGCCUUUGCCUUGCAGGAUGUGCCUCUGUCCUCGGUUGUGCGUCCCGUCCUUGGCUCUGCCCGUUCCCUGGGCAUCCGUGUAGUGAGGGACCUGAGUUCAGAAGAGCUGGAAGCCUUCCAGAAGGAGCGAGCUAUAUUUCUGGCUGCUCAGAAAGAAGCCGAUUUGGCAGCCAAGGAAGAAACUAACACCAGGAAGUGAGCCCCCAGCCUCCAAGCCUCAGGAUGGUGAAGGAAGCAGGUGAAGGACUGAGAGGAAGGACGGUCCCCCCCCCCCCCCCCCGCCUGCGA
Molecule: messenger RNA, 759 nt
Organism: Erinaceus europaeus (western European hedgehog)
Lineage: Eukaryota; Metazoa; Chordata; Mammalia; Eulipotyphla; Erinaceidae
Product: large ribosomal subunit protein uL11m
Exons: 1
Coding region: 89-670 (193 amino acids)
Biological process (GO): translation
Cellular component (GO): ribosome; mitochondrial large ribosomal subunit
Molecular function (GO): large ribosomal subunit rRNA binding; structural constituent of ribosome
Source: RefSeq, a predicted model, not a curated record